UUCCCUUCAAUCAUCCUAGCAUUUUGAAUAAUUUAGCCUGCAUCAUAAUCUGCAGCCAUGAAGUGGGUAACAUUAAUUUCAUUCAUUUUCCUCUUCAGUUCAGCAACAUCCAGGAAUCUGCAAAGAGUUGCUCGUGACGCAGAGCACAAGAGUGAAAUUGCCCAUCGCUACAAUGAUUUGAAGGAAGAGACAUUUAAGGCAGUUGCCCUGAUCACAUUUGCCCAGUAUCUCCAGAGGUGUUCUUAUGAUGGACUGUCAAAGCUUGUGAAGGAUGUUGUUGAUCUGGCACAAAAAUGUGCGGCCAAUGAAGAUGCUCCUGAAUGCUCAAAGUCACUGCCUUCCAUUAUCCUUGAUGAAAUCUGCCAAGUGGAAAAGCUCCGUGACUCAUAUGGUGAAAUGGCCGACUGCUGUAGCAAAGCUGAUCCUGAAAGAAAUGAGUGCUUCCUGUCGUUUAAAGUUACCCAACCAGACUUCAUUCAGCCAUACCAAAGACCAGCUUCUGAUGUGAUAUGCAAGGAAUACCAGGACCACAGAGGGCCAUUUCUGGGAUAUUUCAUCUAUUCUGUUGCAAGAAGAAACCCCUACAUGUUUGCCCCUACAAUCCUUAGUUUGGCUGCUGAUUACGAACAUGCACUUCAAAGCUGUUGCCAAGAGAGUGAUAUUGGUGCUUGCCUGGACGCCAAGCCUAAUGUGACACUGUGCCUCCUGUUACUACAGGAAAAUGUCAUGAAAGAAAAAGCCAAGAAAAUAAGCAUAAAGCACCAAUAUUCUUGUGGAAUCUUCAAGAAGUUCGGAGAUAGAGUUUUCCAAGCACAAAAACUUGCUCGCCUAAGCCAAAAAUACCCCAAGGCUCCAUUCUCAGAAGUUUCUAAACUUGUACGUGAGUCCAAGGAGAUCGAAAAAGAGUGCUGUGCAGGGGACAUGGUGGAGUGCAUGGAUGACAUGGCAGAGGUCAUGAACAAUAUGUGCUCUAAACAAGAUGUUUUCUCAAGUAAAAUCAAAGGCUGCUGUGAGAAGCCUAUUAUGGAACGAGGCCAGUGUAUUAUAGAUGCAGAAUUUGAUGAGAAACCUGCAGAUCUUCCCUCAUUAGCUGAAAAAUACAUACAAGAUAAGGAAUUGUGUAAAAGUUUUGAAGCAGGCCAUGAUGCAUUCUUGUCAGAAUUUGUUUAUGAAUACGCACGAAGACACCCUGAGUUCUCCACACAGCUGAUUCUGAGAGUUGCCAAAGGAUUUGAAUCACUCCUGGAAAAGUGCUGCAAAUCUGAUAACCCUCCUGAGUGCUACGCAAAUGCUAAAGAACAACUGGACCAACAUAUCAAAGAAACGCAGGAUGUUGUGAAGAAGAACUGUGAUCUUCUCAGUGCCCAUGGCGAGCGAGACUUCUUCAAGUCCAUCCUGAUCCGCUACACUAAGAAAAUGCCUCAAGCACCCACUGAAGCCUUGCUUAAAAUUGGAAAGAAAAUGACAGAUAUCGGUACUAAGUGCUGCCAGCUUUCUGAAGACAGACGCAUGGCUUGUUCUGAGGGUUAUCUGAGCAUGGUGAUUAAUGAUAUGUGCAGGAAACAGGAGACCACACCGAUAAAUGACAACGUUUCACACUGCUGCAGCGAGUCCUAUUCUAACAGGAGACCAUGUUUCACUGCUAUGGGAGUAGAUACCAAAUAUGUUCCUCCACCAUUUAAUCCCGAUAUGUUCAGCUUUGAUGAAAAACUGUGCAGCGCUCCUGCUGAAGAACGAGAAUUAGGCCAGAUGAAAUUGCUUGUCAACCUCAUUAAACGCAAGCCCCAGAUGACAGAAGAACAAAUAAAGACAAUUGCUGAUGGUUUCACUGCCAUGGUUGACAAGUGCUGCAAGCAGUCAGACAUCAAUACAUGCUUUGGAGAAGAGGGUGCCAACCUAAUAGUCCAGAGCAGAGCGACGUUAGGAAUUGGUGUUUAAGACACGGUUGCCAGUGAGAAAAAUACAAAGAUAAAAUGCUUCUCCUGCCCAUUACCUUUUUUCCCUUGUUAUUGAAUCAUGGUUUCGUAAAUCUUCAGUGUUUUGUCAAACAAUAUGCUUUUCCAGAAACUUUUCAAUUCUAUUACAUGCAAAAAAAAAAAAAAAAAAAUAGAAUAAUAAAUAAAAGCUUUUUAAAUCUGCA
This is a messenger RNA of Tympanuchus pallidicinctus (lesser prairie-chicken), 2140 nucleotides long. RefSeq names its product albumin. The transcript is spliced from 15 exons. Gene Ontology annotation, cellular component: blood microparticle; cytoplasm. The coding region runs from base 58 to 1938 and encodes 626 amino acids. The record is from RefSeq and is a predicted model, not a curated record. Gene Ontology annotation, biological process: transport. Lineage: Eukaryota; Metazoa; Chordata; Aves; Galliformes; Phasianidae.